Molecule: messenger RNA, 463 nt
Organism: Pistacia vera
Lineage: Eukaryota; Viridiplantae; Streptophyta; Magnoliopsida; Sapindales; Anacardiaceae
Product: auxin-responsive protein SAUR72-like
Exons: 1
Coding region: 105-428 (107 amino acids)
Biological process (GO): response to auxin
Source: RefSeq, a predicted model, not a curated record
CUUUAAUCAACAUCUAAUUGGUCAUUAGAGGUACGGAUUAGCUACGAAACGAUGACACAUGGGGGCUUUAAAUCUCCAUUCGGAGUUGCUAAUUGUGAUUAACAAUGGGAGUUAGAUCAAGCAAAUUGAGCAGACUGAUUGGAGGUGGUGGUGGUGGGAGAGUUAAGAGACUUGGAGGAGGACGGCCUCGAUUGGUGACUCCUAGAGGGUAUGUGCCAAUUUGUGUUGGUGUGAAUGAUGACACAAAGCGCUUUAUUGUUCACACAAAAGCACUUGGGGAUGCUGAUUUCUUGGGGCUUCUCUAUAAAUCAGCUGAAGAAUAUGGCUUCUGUAAUCAAGGAGUUCUCAGGAUUCCAUAUGAAGCAAAGGAGUUUGAAGAUUGGAUGAUCCGACGCACAAAUCGAAAGGUUAAAGUUAAACCAUUUUAGAAACUGUGUAUAUAUAUAUAUACAUACAAAUGAUG